GGCUCUUAUUUAGUUAAUCAGGUCAAAAUUCGAUAAUCAGUCUUCUCUAUUAAUAUAAGAAUUUCAUUAUUCAAUUUAUUAUUAUUGUCUGUCAACGCUCCAGUUCUAGUCCGAAGGAGCCAGCAUCAGGACGAGGGACAACUCUCCAUUUGCUCCAUUCCAUUGCUCACUAUAUUACUUUCUACUUAUUUGUGCUCGGUUCGAUUGUUUUGUCUCAGAAAUGACCUCGACAAUGCGGCCACUACCACAACUCCGCAUCAUUCAACAGCAAUUUGAUCGCAAGGACAAAAGGCUGUACUCUAGUACAGUCAAUUCUUCAGACGAGGAUGCAGACAGUCGCAAAACACUUGGGACUCGAUAUUCGGACUCCGCCAGUAGUAAUCACACCUCAUCAUCUGAACCAUCAGCAAAAGUAAGAAGAAAACCUGGCCGCAAGCCUAAUCCUGCAUCGCCUGCGGUGCGGAAGGAGCAAAAUAGAGCCGCUCAGCGUGCGUUUCGUGACCGUAAAGAGAGGCAUCUUCAGGAAAUGGAAGCAAUGAUUAAAGACCUUCAAGAAAAGAACUCUCAAAUGAAUAUGCGGAUUCAACAGGACACUCAACAGUUUAAAACUACUGUCGAAUCGCUUCAAAGCGAGAACUACUAUCUGCGCCAUGUUGUCUUUUCGUUUGAAACGACAUUACAUAAAGGUGGAAAUAUGGCGAUAUUGCAGGAAGUCAAGGCUGAGUUCUAUCGUCGUCAUUACGACAGACAUGCGCGGAAACAGCUUUCAGACACAAUAUCGUCGAGCCAGGAGCAACGGACACCAAUGCCCACAACACCAUCGAUAUUCCUUCCUAAUGGCCAUCUCCCUCUCCAAGUCUUAGCAGAGGAAUCGCAGCAGCUAUUGCAUCAAAAGGUUGUCAGCGCUCCGGUUACAGCGCCAGUAUCUCCUGAUUCUGUUUCCCCUCCUUCUACUUCAACUACUGCUAUUAUACCAACUUCUUUGCCAUCGAGUCCCAAAUCCACCAUUUCUGCUACUCUUCCAACUACGUCCCCUACCAACUCUGCCUUCGAAAAUAUCUCUUCCUACUCUUCAUCUCCUGUAUCAACAAGAACUGUCUCCUCAACCUUAAUGAAUGAACCUGUGGAUCAAGCAAUGGAUCCAGACAACGCUACAUUAUUCCCCAUCAAUGAUGGUAUCCUUUGUAACGAACCGUCAUUGGUUUGUAUGCUAGAACCUGACGACGGGAAGUCCGUUAGAUCUAUUACAACCUGCGAGCCGCCUGUAGCAUCACGACUAUUUUUCACAGAGGCAGGAACAUACCUAGCAAAGAGAGCAACAGAGUAUACAAAACAUGCGUCCGUUUUUGAUGAACUUCAGUCAUCCCUUUUCCCUCCUGGCACUCUUCAAUCGAUUAUCCGUACUGAUUUGGCAACCCCUCAGGAAAUCGUGAAUGAUGUUCCUCUUUUGGAACAACUUCAUGAUCAUUUCAAUCACCAUCGUCGUCCUCCACUUCCACUUAGAGAUCCCGUCAUCGCGCCCGCUCAAGCCACAAUCACUUACUGCACUACUGCAAUAGAUGCUGGCUCUCCUACUGAUCCAACCUCGAUCUUGGAUGAGGACGGCAAUGAAUUUGACAUGGCUACACCCACACUGGGGCUGGAUGACGGCUUGAAGCAGAAUGUUAUCCCGAGCAAGCGGCUGCAACUUGAGAUCCAGGUACUUGCUUCGGCACCACCUGUAGUAGAUCCCAAUAUUGAUCCCAAGGUCUAUGCUCUCCCACAUGACAGCAGAAUUGAUUUGAUUCCAUGUCCGAGAUUAAGGGCGCAGAUGAUUUUGCAUCAAAAAAGUUUUGAUGUUGAAGAUCUAUGCAGAGUUUUAAUCAAUGGAGCAAGGUGCCAUGGCCACCCACUCGAUCCUCACAGUUGGGAGUUACCUGAAGAGUUUUUUAAUCGAUAUGGUUUUCUUUUGGGGGAGGAAAUGUUACGCCACAGGAACAAGGUUUGGCCAAAAAAAGAUGAGCCUCUUCCAGAGACUUCUAAGGCGCACUGAAAUCGAAGACUAUAAUACCAUGAUUCUACUGUGUUUUUAUUACUGUAAUUUUAUAAAUUUAUGCAGUCCAUUAUGUAGCGAUAACGACAUAAUAAAGAAUUUUAACAAGGC
Messenger RNA from Lobosporangium transversale, 2143 nucleotides. RefSeq lists its product as hypothetical. The coding region runs from base 221 to 2032 and encodes 603 amino acids. Gene Ontology annotation, cellular component: RNA polymerase II transcription regulator complex. Lineage: Eukaryota; Fungi; Mortierellomycota; Mortierellomycetes; Mortierellales; Mortierellaceae. The record is from RefSeq and is a predicted model, not a curated record. Gene Ontology annotation, molecular function: DNA-binding transcription activator activity, RNA polymerase II-specific; transcription cis-regulatory region binding. The transcript is spliced from 3 exons.